Molecule: messenger RNA, 1263 nt
Organism: Brassica oleracea var. oleracea
Lineage: Eukaryota; Viridiplantae; Streptophyta; Magnoliopsida; Brassicales; Brassicaceae
Product: predicted GPI-anchored protein 58
Exons: 1
Coding region: 104-1138 (344 amino acids)
Biological process (GO): negative regulation of catalytic activity
Molecular function (GO): enzyme inhibitor activity
Source: RefSeq, a predicted model, not a curated record
AUUACUACCCCAUCCCUCUUACAGAUUAUUUGGUCUCUUUUAUCUUCCAAGAAACCCAAUUUUUUUUCCUCAAAAGGGAGGAAAAAAUAGGUUACAGAAAAUAAUGGAGUCGAAUAAAACGUUUUGGAUCAUCAUCGUGAUCGUCACGGUUUCUACGUUGGUGGAGUCCAAAUCUGUGCGGCUCAGAGAUUCUUACGUUGCGAGAUCUCUGCUCUCUGUCUCUCCACCUUCAGAGUCUCCAUCUUCCUCACCAGCUCCGGGUCCGGAAGUUGAAAAUACGAUCGCUAUCCCGGUGAGUUCUCCUACAGAGAUUGAUAUAGACUCUCCCUCACCGUCAUCAGGGGCUCCUGCUGAUUCCAUUUCUCCAACUAAUGCUCCAACCACAAGCUCUCCCUCACCGUCACCAAGGGCUCCUGCUGAUUCUCCAACUACGGACUCUCCCUCUCCCUCCCCAGAGGUAGAUAUGGACUCUCCCUCGCCGUCAUCAGAGGCUCCCGUGGACUCAACUUCCCCUGCUAAUCCUCCGACGGAGAUGGAUAUAGACUCUCCAUCUCCGUCACCAGAGGCUCCCGAAGAUUCAAUUUCUCCUGCUAAUCCUCCCACGGAGAUGGAUAUAGACUCUCCAUCUCCGUCACCAGAGGCCCCCGAGGAAAUCCCCGGGGCUCCAUCUGGCAAAACACUUAUAAGUUCAGCUACAACUCUUCUGAAACAAACAUUGUUGCCUCCUGAGAUCAAAACCAUUUGCGGCAAAACCGAUAACCCUAAGCUAUGCGAAUCUUCCAUUAGUCCUUUGUUAACGGCUGCUAUAAAACCAGACGCUUCCUCUGUUCUCGUUCUCUCCAUUCAAGCUUCCAUCAACGCGACGAAGGCGGUGAUGCCUACCGUCAACAAAGUAGCCGCAGCGGAUUGUCAGGAGCUGUACGAUGACGCGGUGUCGAACUUGGAGGACGCGAUUAACGCCGUCAAGGAAAGUGACAUCGCCACCGUUAACACUAACUUGAGCGCGGCCAUGACGGAUUACGGCACGUGUAACGAUGGGUUUGAGGAGACUGGUGAGCCUAACCCGUUGGCUGACGUGGCUGAUAAGCUUCACAAGAUGGUUAGUAAUUGUCUGGCUAUCUCUACGUUGAUCAAGUGAUGAAUAUACAUAUGGCGUUACGUUUUCAAAUCUUGAGAUUGUUAAAACAAAACAAAAUGUGAUGUUUCGCUAUCUCUACGUUGUAUUCAUAUAUAUUUUAAAGAGAGGUGAAGGUUUAGGCGUUA